CUAGAGAAGAAUGCUUUAAAGGAGAAAAAGAAGAAAGAAAUGUGCACUGUGACUGCUUGGUGCUAGAGCAGGGUCUCUGGGUACCGCGAUCUUCACACCUUCGAGCUCCAGGCGCCCACCCGCCUCAUCGAAUGGGCCCGCGGGAGCCGUGAGUGCGAGGCGGGGUGUGCUGAGGGGAGGAGAGGCACCGGGCUGGGGUCUGGCGGUGUGGGGUGGCUGUGCCUAGCCGGAGGAAAGAAGGAGACCCAGGGGCCGGGCCGGGAGAAGGGGGAAAAGAGGCUGUGGGUUUGGGCCAGUCUGGGGUCCCGGAGGGGAGGCCAGGGUGCAGGGUCAGGACGCCAAAAGUGGAUCUUAAUUGGCUGGAGCUGUUCCGGGUUCAGCUUGGGCUCGAGCUCAGGGUGUGGGGGUUCAUGGACUGUGCGGUAACUCGGGUUUGUCUCAGGGAGGGCGGGCUGGGCAGGGGGGCAGCCCUCACCGUGUUCCUGGCUGUUCAUGCCCACCCCACAAAGGUGUCUGUGUAGCUGGGUAUGGACAGUCUGAUGGGAACGAGAUCCUGCAGCUGAUCCCACCACCAACGAUGCUGACAAAGGAGACCCAGGUGGGUGUUGCAGUCAGAGUGGCACCAGACCUCUCUGACCUCCUUGGCCUGAUAUUUUCAGAGAUCAGGCCAGGGCUUGGUGGCCUUCAUGAGCUGUUACCUGUUGCUGUGACAAGGGACCUGGCAAUGGCCAGGGACUGAGCAGCUUUGGUUGAAAGGUAAAGCACAUAAGUCACCUGUUUGUUGUCCAGUCGUGUUAUCAUGCAGCUGCUCUGCAGACUGCUUGGGUUGUGGACACUUCAUCUCCAGGUAUGUGAAUGAAAGCAUUUCAUGGGAAAAGAGGACAGAUGAGGUCAGCAAGCCAAAUGAAGAAGGGGCUUGCUGAGCAGCCCAGGCCUGGGGGACCAUUCUGCAGAGCACCAAGGUUGGCCCUUGGGUGGAUGAUCUCCGUGCUAGAGUAUAAGGUGGAGUUUAGUCACUGGGGCCUGUGUCCAGAGAGAGAUUUCAAGGUAGAAUGUGGUGGAUUUUCAGAGCGCCCAGUGUACAGCCUGAAAUAUGUGCCGGACACCAGCUUACUGGUAACCAGUGGCCCACCCGACAGCUCCCUCCAGGUCUGGCAGGUGUCAGCAGAGAACUCUGAUGUUAUUAAAUCUGUAAGCACCAUAGCAACAGAAAAUGGCACUGGGCUAUCCUGGGCUAAAAUUGCCACCAUUUCAGCCAGAGCCCCAUGGGUCCUUCAUGGCUCAAGACUUGACAAAGUUCAAAUUACAGAGGUUGAAUCAAGGAAAAAUGUCUACACAGCAGGUAUUCAAGCUUCCAGAGGCAGUGAGGAGCUGAGCAACCUGGCCUUCCUGGACUGCAACAUGCUGCUUCUGUGCUGUGCCACAGGCCGGCUGUGCCUGGCCGACAUCCGGCAGCCGCAGAGUCUCCUGGAGGCCGUGUCAGUGCCCUCGGCGCCAUGCAGUGAGCAGUGGUGCAUGGGCACCAGGCAUGGAGCUCAGGGCUUGGAGCCAAGCUCCCAGCUCGUGGCUCGCCUCUCGAGCAGGGGGCUCCUAACCCUGACAGACCUCAGGAAUACCUCUGAGCUCUUGGCCUUGGCAAAGGCCAGAGUUCCCUCUCCUGGCUCAGGUGCAGAGUUCCUGUGUGUCUCCUGGGCUCCUGCUCUGGAAGGCUACCUUGCCAUUUCAGGUUUUGAUGGCAACGUGCAUGUGUAUGACACGCAGAGCUGGGACAGCUCUGGCAGGGAAGCAGAGCCCAUCUUCGUUCACAAAGGCCACACAUUUGGCGGAGCAGGUGGCAGUGAGGACCCUCCCCUGGUCACUGUGCACACGUGGCAUCUGCAGAAACCCAGAACUUUGUUGUCAGCAGCGAGUGAUGGUUCCUUGCACGUCUGGGACUGGGUUCAGCCUUGUGGGAAGUGUGGGUAGGUGGUGUUUUGGUGAGAUGGGGCAUUUCCUGCCUCUGCACUAGUUUGCAUGGGCUGCAGUGUGUGUUUGCUUGCAGAUACUGUUUGGAGACUUUUCAGUGAGCAGAACAACUGUAAAAUUUCUAUUUUAAUAAUAGUAAAAAUUUUGGCUAUGUUACUUGUU
This is a messenger RNA of Cinclus cinclus, 2127 nucleotides long. RefSeq names its product WD repeat domain 73 (gene WDR73). Gene Ontology annotation, cellular component: cytosol; spindle pole. NCBI's taxonomy places the organism in Eukaryota, Metazoa, Chordata, Aves, Passeriformes, Cinclidae. The transcript has 7 exons. Gene Ontology annotation, molecular function: protein binding. The record is from RefSeq and is a predicted model, not a curated record. Bases 856 to 1965 code for a protein of 369 amino acids. Gene Ontology annotation, biological process: cytoplasmic microtubule organization.